AAUGGCAGCAACAUAAUAAGAAUUACUCUAACAACUCUAUGAUUUAAGAAAUGAAUUCAAUGAGUAAUUAAAAAAGGUUGGAGCAGGUUCUGAGGUAAAUUCAUUAAUUAAUUUCAAGAAUUAAGGAGAAAUAGCUACAUUGUAAGAUCAAAAUAGAAGAUAUGCUUAUAGAAUUGGUCAUUUGACAAAGGCUAUUGAUGAAUUGAUUCAAUCAGAAGUAAUAAUUUACAUAUUAUUCUAGAAUCAAUUACGUACAGAAAAUGCCCAAUUAAAAGCUAGAAUAGCAGAAUUAGAAAAAAAAUGAA
Paramecium pentaurelia is the source of this 305-nucleotide messenger RNA. Lineage: Eukaryota; Ciliophora; Oligohymenophorea; Peniculida; Parameciidae. The record is from the annotation of a GenBank genome assembly.